This is a messenger RNA of Fusarium odoratissimum NRRL 54006, 2217 nucleotides long. RefSeq lists its product as uncharacterized. The transcript has a single exon. The record is from RefSeq and is a predicted model, not a curated record. NCBI's taxonomy places the organism in Eukaryota, Fungi, Ascomycota, Sordariomycetes, Hypocreales, Nectriaceae. The coding region runs from base 101 to 2035 and encodes 644 amino acids. Gene Ontology annotation, molecular function: ATP hydrolysis activity; ATP binding. Gene Ontology annotation, cellular component: mitochondrion.
UCGUCACUUACUUAAAGAUUCCGACUUCGCUUUGAGACAGCAUUCUUUCCUUUGCAUUUAUAAUGAGUUCUUAUGUAUUCAGAGACACUCUAAUAUCGUCAUGAGAUCAAUUCCGACUCGUCCUCCGAUCAUUCGGAUUGCCAAUGGCACGUUCUAUCGCCAUCAUCCAAAUUCAGCAUCAUCACGUCCAAACCCACCUCUCUUUAGUGACUUGAGCUUCGAGUUGGCUUCUACAUCGAACUCACCUCGAAACUGGUGUAUUAUAGGCCCAUCUCUGUCUGGCAAAACAACGCUUCUUCAGGCUUUGAGGGGUAGGUUCCUCUGCGAACCACCUAUUGCGAGAUCAUAUCCCUACCUUUCUACUGAGGAAGUACCCAAGCGGUUACGAACGCCGCAAAAGGCAAUUGAGUAUGUGGGUUUUGAUGCUGAGCAGACUGGAGGAGGGCUGGGUGGUGGUGUUGCAACGAGUGCAUAUCUCUCAGCGCGAUAUGAGUCGCGACGGGAGAUUACGGACUUCUCACUAAGGGAUUUCCUCAUGGGCAACACAGAGCUUAAUCCCAUGCAGACGGAACCCAGCCAGGAUGAGGCUACUAUCUCGCCGGAUCUUCUUUCUCGAGUCGUCAAGGACCUGAAGCUUGAGCCCCUGCUAGAUCUCCCUGUCUCGUUUCUUAGUAACGGGCAAGGUCGAAGGGCACGUAUCGCUCGUGCACUUCUCACCAAGCCUGAAGUUCUCUUACUUGAUGAGCCUUUCAUGGGGUUGGACCCGCCUACAGUCUCAGGUUUAAGCCCAUUACUACACUCGCUGGCUGAGAAAGCAAGCCCGCGUCUUGUUCUUAGUGCACGACCACAGGAUCCUGUCCCUGACUGGAUCACUCACCUCGUGUAUCUAAGAACAGACUGCCAAGUGGGAUCCAUGGGGCCUAAGGAGGAAGUUCUUGACGGUCUUAAGAAGUACGUCCGUGGAGUCCGAAAGGGUGGACUUACAGAAGAUGAGAAGCUACCACUACAUUCACUUGUUGAUAUCGGUCGUGUACUACCAUCGAGUGCUUCUACAGAAGCCUCCGGUAAUCUAGGGGAAGCAUCAUAUAAGGAGCUUGAGCCAAUAAAUCCCAAAGCAGAGCCCCUCGUUGAGAUGGAUGGCUGCAAAGUUCAGUAUCGUGGGAAGAUCGCACUGGGUAACUGGACACAGCAAACCACUGACGGUUCUAAAGACGGUUUGAUAUGGACAGUUCGACGUGGUGAGCGUUGGGGAGUUUUUGGCCCUAAUGGUUCAGGGAAAACAACCAUAGUAUCUUUGCUCUGCUCGGAUCAUCCUCAGUCUUACUCUCUCCCCAUCAAGCUAUUCGGGCGAUCUCGUCUUCCAAAACCUGGUACAGGCCAGCGGCCACUUACAUUCUGGGACAUCCAGUCCAGGAUUGGACACUCGAGCCCUGAAGUUCAUCAGCACAUGCCUCGGAACUUGACGGUGCGCCAAGUGAUUGAGAAUGCUUGGUCAGAAACAUUUCGAGCGAGACCGAAGCUAGACAGUGAAGCCAAAGAGAAGGUUGAGGCGGCUCUUCGCUGGUUUGCUCCUGAACUACAUCCAAGCUAUUCUUCAGCAUCGCACGAGAACCUCUCCUGGGCGGAUGAUCACAUGUUUGGUGGUCUGUCUUUCAGCGCACAACGUGUUGCGCUCUUCGUUAGAUCCAUGAUUAAGAGCCCGGAUGUUGUGGUUCUUGAUGAAGCUUUUAGCGGCAUGGAUGACGCAGUACGAGACAAGUGCACGCUGUUCCUUGAACAAGGUGAGGUCAAAACAUAUCGAGGUGAAGAGAUCAUCGAGAGUGACGCCUCCAAGUCUGGUCAGGUCAAGAUCCCAGGUCUUUCUGACCAGCAAGCACUGAUCUGUAUUGCUCAUGUCAAGGAGGAGGUGCCAGACUGUGUAAGAGAGUGGCUGUGUCUUCCUGAGGCCAACACGGGACGGGCAGCAAGAUUUGGACGACUUGAAGGUCCAUUGAGGACUGACGAGAAUAGAUGGCAUGAGGUAUGGGGUUUCUAGAGGAAGACAGUGGUUUACAUGAUAUAUGCUAUAUCCAUGGGUUACACGGCGUGUCCAAGGAGAUGUGAGGCUGUUUGAUUUUUACAAUCUGGUUGAAAAUAGACAAACCAGUGAUAGCAAGGAUGAUUAAAAGCAUCUGUUAUAGACUCGAGAUGAAUUCAAAUGUUAAAGACAUUCCAACG